Molecule: messenger RNA, 981 nt
Organism: Lolium rigidum
Lineage: Eukaryota; Viridiplantae; Streptophyta; Magnoliopsida; Poales; Poaceae
Product: F-box protein At1g67340-like
Exons: 3
Coding region: 1-981 (326 amino acids)
Molecular function (GO): protein binding
Source: RefSeq, a predicted model, not a curated record
AUGAAGCCCAACAAGAGGAGCAGGAUUUCGCACGACAACAUUUCUCCCACUGUAGAAAGCAAUUUCGAUCAUCUUCCUGAUGAGCUUGUUGUAUCCAUUCUUGCCUCUCUCUCUUCCUCUGCCAACACACCUGCAGACCUCGCCGGCGCUAUGAUGACAGACAGGAGGUUCAGGCAGCUUGCACAUAGCAAACUCGUUUUAAAGAAGGCCUCCAUGGGUUGCCUAGCUGUCCGAGCAAAAAACUGGUCAGAGGCAGCCGACAGGUUCCUACAGAGAUGUGCAGAUGCAGGCAACCUCGAAGCAUCAUACAUCCUUGGAAUGAUCAGGUUUUACUGCGCGCGUAGCCGCAGAACCGGCGCAGCUUUGAUUGUUUCCGCUGCUAAUGGUGGGCACCUGGAAGCCAUUUUUUCACUGGCUGUAAUACAGUUCAACGGUAGCGGUGUCAGCAAACAAGACCGCGACCUUACUCUCGGCGCAGGUCUGUGCGCACGCGCAGCAAGGCUAGGGCACGUCGAUGCAACACGAGAGCUCGGCCAUUGCUUGCUUGAUGGAUACGGUGUAACCAGCGCCCCUAUAAAUGGUCGACUUCUUCUUCAACGCGCAAAGCAGCGUGACGCCGAGAACGAACGACAGCAGGCAAGUCUCGGCACCCUACACCAGAAGACGCACCAUGCAAACACUUUCCUAUCUGAAUGGUUUUCGCAGACCCCGGAAGCACGGAACGCAGCACACUGCAGCGAUAAAUCACCUAUAGAAGAAAUCGGAGACAUGCGGCUUUGCUCCAACGCUCUUUGCGGUAGACAGGAGACAAGGCUCCACGAGUUCAGGCGAUGCUCUGCAUGUGCGUCAGCAUAUUACUGCUCCCGUGCGUGCCAGGCUGCGGACUGGAAAAUGGGGCACCGUACCUCCUGCAUGCCAAGAAACCAGGAGAUCAACCCCCACGGUAACCAGAAUCAUGUUCAAGAAGGACAGCCGGAAUGA